AUGACUUUACUGCCCCCGACCCUCGCUCAGUCCACCUUGGGCGAGAAGUGCGCAGUCUAUAUAGACCAUAUCACAGACAUCCUCCCCGUUCACCUACAUUCCCUCCGCCAUCACCUAAACCCUAUUCUCGCCUACCUGUCCAAGACGCCCUUCGGUCCCCUCGCGAAAAAGCUGCCACUUGCCUCCGACGACCAACCCCUCGCCCUUUUUGGAGCUUUUGUUGUCUGCCUAUUCACUGUUGUUGCGAUGAGUUGGCGCAACCCCUUAAAAAUGCUGCGGCGCUCGCCGAGCUACGCUCCCGCAUCCAACCCGCAGGUCAGCGAUGAUGACUUCAGCUACAUCACACCCGCAGACGUGGACUCGCCAGUAGACGACGCUGAGCCGGAUAUUAUUGCCCUCCGCCACCGCGGUACCAUCUACCCAUUGCACUUCCGCGCAUACGCGAUCGAUGACGGGGUCUUGACCAUCGGUGACCUGCGAGAGGCUGCUGCUAAGAGCACAGGAGCCGGUCACCCAGACUGUGUGAGACUCUUGUACAAGGGCAAGCUACUUAAGAACAACGCGCGGACAUGCAAAGCCGAGGGAAUCAAGCAGCACUCGGAGGUGCUAUGCGUGGUAUCCGAAGUCGGAGCAAGCUCCCCAAGUGAUGGCUCUGACGACGGGCAAAGCAUUCCUGUAACUGUACAUGGGCCACCACCACCGCAGAUGCCCCGCCCCACUAGUGCAGGAGAAGCAUCGUCUCCUCCUACACCCACGAGUGGAAAGAACAAGAGAUCGAGAAACAAGAAACGCAAUGGGAAGAAGUCCACCAUCCGCCCAGAAUCUCCUGCUCCGUCUCAGUCGCCACGGCCUACGUCGUCAGGCCAGUCAGCCAUCCCCGCACUCCCGCCCAACAUUAAGUUGAUGCGUACGCCGCUGGAGAAGGUCAAUGCUUUGACCCAAUGGUUCGAGCAGGAGAUCAAGCCGAUCUGUGAGGAAUACAUUGCGAACCCGCCCAGUGACCCGAAGAAGCGGGACUAUGAACAUAAGAAACUGAGCGAAACGAUCCUUGCCCAAAUCCAGAUCAAGGCAGAUGGAAUUGAACCAGAUGGCGAUGAGGUGGCUCGCGGUGCACGCAAGGCCCUCAUUAAAGAUACGCAGGCGACUCUCAACAGGCUAGAUACAAGUGUAAACCCGUAA
Messenger RNA from Penicillium griseofulvum, 1179 nucleotides. Its product is annotated as Ubiquitin supergroup. The record is from RefSeq and is a predicted model, not a curated record. NCBI's taxonomy places the organism in Eukaryota, Fungi, Ascomycota, Eurotiomycetes, Eurotiales, Aspergillaceae. The transcript has a single exon. The coding region runs from base 1 to 1179 and encodes 392 amino acids. Gene Ontology annotation, molecular function: protein-folding chaperone binding.